GGCAGACGCGCAUAAGUAGCUAAGCAGCUGAUCGCACAGAAGUGAAAGAGAAGGCAACAUAGAGAGAGAGAGAGAGAGAGCGCGACAGCACUAGAAAAAGCGAUUAACAGUCUGAGAGCGUGAGUGCACGAAACGGUAGAUGUGAGUGUACAUUAGAGCGAGACGGUGAGAUCUGGCAUUGUGAAAAAUAUUAAUGCACAAAUUGAAUGAAACUGAAGGUGCAUCAAAUAAUUGUUGUGUUGCCAUUGUUGUUGUUAUUGUUUAAAGUGGCACAUUUAAAUGUCACGGGAAGGAAAGCGGUAGUGGCAGAAAAUGCUCACUAAAAAUAUACGCCAAGACUAAAAGCACAAAAAUGAAAGCACCCAAAAACGCUACGCGUGGGUAGAAGAAAAACGUCUUUGACUGUAUACAUAAACACAUACAUAUGUAUGUACAUAUAAAAUGUACGUACAUAUUAAUGUAAGCAUAUGAACGAACAAUCAUAUACAUAUGUAGAUAUAUAAUAUAAUGCAUAUAGUAUAAUUGCUAGCAUAGUUGAGAUAAACAAUAAAUUGGCUGUGCGCCAGGACGCAGGGAGAGCAGGAAAUCGAAGACAGAGCGCGCUGAUAUUGCUGGUUCAGCCUCGCCAACAGACAGCAAACAGGUGGAAGCAUCAACAACAUCAUCUAAUGUGCAGUAGCUGUCACCGGUGCUUUAGCCAAGAGCAAUGUCAAAGCAGCCACAUCAGCAACAGCAUUCGGAAUCCACCUCCGAUUAUGAGGACCAAGAGCGGUACGAUCCCCUGACAAAUCUGCUACGCCUGCAACUCCGUAAGCCAAACCACUGGAACUGGGAGUUGAGCACUUCGCGUAGCUGCAAUAAUAUUGCAUUGCCCAGAAUUCUGCUGUAUGAUAACACGGGCGCGCUUCUGCUGGAUGCGGAUGGGUUUAGCGAGCAAACAUAUCGGCCUAUCAGCGUUCCAGAUGGUAGGCGAAAGCUUUCGACGGCCAGUCAUAACCAAAGGCUCCAACAGGCGCGACUUCCCGGCGACUUCAAUGGCCUGUGUAUUGGUGAGGCGGCUCCAAGCGAUACACCCACACCCGUAUUCCCAUUUAGGAGGCAGCAGAUUGCAGGAAGCUGUAUUGACCUAAGUACCCAUGAGUUGCCCAAUUGGCAGCCGCACGAAAUGAAUAGUUCACGUCGCUCGAGCUCGCUGCGCGGUGCUCGGCUUGAGAUUCAGGAUCACCGGCUAGACCAGCCACAGCAGCUUACACAGAAAUCGACAUAUCCCACGCCGCCAUCCACUUCGACGAUGACCACGACAGCGAAUUCGUCGUCGUCGGGACCACGUGAGAAGCGUCGUUAUCGACGCUCUCACAGCUCUGGCCAGCGUUCAAUACUGGAACGGUUUAGCAUGACGCGCGGUCGCCACUCCUCGCCAGAGUAUAUCCAGGAACAGGUAUUGGAGCAUAAGCCGCGUUACUAUCUGUGCAGCAGUAAGGCCGGCACACUUGUAAUCCAGGAUGAGAGCUUCAAUCGAGUGCGGCAGCGCCGCCGUCGGCAGAGGAAUUCCUCCACCGAGAACGUAUUGGUGCAACAGAAUAGAAGCCCCGCAAAUAGUGUCGUGCAGGUCACGUCGCCCAAGCGUCACCAGCAACAGCUGCGCUGCCGGGAGGCGCUGCUUCUAACCUCAGACGAAGAAACACAAGCCCAGAGCCAAAGACAAUCAAUGAGGCAUUCGCGAUGCCGGCAAGCUAAAAGAAUUUCCGGCAACGAUGGGACAAGUCAAGAUAUUAUCACAGUCGACACGGGAAACUGUAUGCACCAAGCUGUGCCUUGUGCUACGCGACGAUGACGUCAUCAAUGUACGUCCUUAUAUACAAAAAUAUACAAAGAUCGCGUGUUCUCUGCUCAACGGCAGUUUUUUCUUGCCUUGGUUUCUAAAGCCAUCUCUGUGUAAAUUAACACAAAUCUAAGAACAUACAAAUAAAAACAAGUAAGAGGUUCUAGUCGGGAGCUCCCGACUAAGGGAUACCCUGAA
Messenger RNA from Drosophila novamexicana, 2020 nucleotides. RefSeq lists its product as uncharacterized. Lineage: Eukaryota; Metazoa; Arthropoda; Insecta; Diptera; Drosophilidae. The coding region runs from base 707 to 1834 and encodes 375 amino acids. The record is from RefSeq and is a predicted model, not a curated record. The transcript has 2 exons.